This is a messenger RNA of Aphanomyces invadans, 1272 nucleotides long. RefSeq lists its product as hypothetical. The record is from RefSeq and is a predicted model, not a curated record. Gene Ontology annotation, molecular function: 2-oxoglutarate-dependent dioxygenase activity. The transcript has 6 exons. NCBI's taxonomy places the organism in Eukaryota, Oomycota, Saprolegniomycetes, Saprolegniales, Verrucalvaceae. The coding region runs from base 31 to 747 and encodes 238 amino acids.
GCGAUUGGAAUACCGCCAGCUCCACGCGCCAUGGACGACGUGCUGGCCCAGCUCGGUGAGGACACCAAGGACUUCUGGGCACCGCGGAGCAUUGCACGUAUCCCACCACCCACGCCUAUGGAGUUCUACCGGCACUACGUGAGCAAGAACAUCCCAGUCAUCAUUACGCAUGCCGUGGACCAUUGGCCCGCUUUGACCAAGUGGACCGACGAAUACUUGACAGACACCCUUGGAGACGCGCAGGUGACAGUGGACGUAACUCCAUCCGGCUACGGCGACGCUGUGACAAGCGUAGACACUCACACUAAAGUGUUUGCCAUGCCAGAAGAGCGAUCCAUGUCGUUUCGCACGUUCUUCGAGAUUCUGCGCGACCCAACCUUUGAUGGCGUCCCGUACCUCUCUCAUCAGAAUGACAGCUUGCGCGAUCAAUUCCCCGACUUACUCGAGGACGUCGAUCCGAUGCUUGACUUUGCAGCGGAAGCAUUUGGAAACUCCCCGGAAGCGGUGAACCUGUGGAUUGGCGACGCACGCGCCAUCUCCACCAUGCACAAAGAUCAUUACGAGAACAUGUACUGUGUCGUGCGCGGUCGAAAACACUUCACCCUCUUGCCGCCUUCCGACGUUGCCUUCUUGUACGAGAGAGAGUUCCCCACUGGUCGAUACCGCCACACGUCGUCAACCUCCACGAAAAGCUCCGUCGACUCUGCCUCGAUCCAGUAUCCCUGUACCAACCAUCCGUCGUGGUAAAUCUUCUCGACUGCCACAAGCUUGGAUUGCUGUUGCGGCAUCUCCCUGCACGCCACGUGGUUAGGUCGAUUGUGAUGAAAGACGAUGAGAUGACGCCGUGGAUUCCAGUGGACCCGCUCGAUCCACAAGUCGACGAGUUUCCUCUGGCAAAGCACAUUCAACCAUUGCAUGUCACGAUUGAAGCUGGCGAAACCUUGUAUUUGCCGUCGCUGUGGUAUCACCGCGCGACCCAGCUCACAGAAACGGUGUCGGUAAACUACUGGCACGACAUGGAGUUUGAUGCCAAGUUCGCCUACUUUAACUUUGUCCACGGCGUCGCCAAUGCCAGCCGCCACGCCACCGAAACAUGGCGCACCGCGUGACAGGCAUGCGUUUACAAUUGUAAUGGAAUUCCGUUUCAGGUGUAACUCCUGCACUCGCCUUCCCCGCCGCAUGGCGAGUUCGCCGUUGCGGCCGAAAGAAUCCACUCCACGCCGCGUGGCGAUGUCCUCUCACCCAUGGCCACGACGGAAUUACACCAAACCG